Messenger RNA from Brassica napus (rape), 4205 nucleotides. Its product is annotated as cadmium/zinc-transporting ATPase HMA3. Gene Ontology annotation, molecular function: ATP binding; ATPase-coupled monoatomic cation transmembrane transporter activity; zinc ion transmembrane transporter activity. The transcript is spliced from 10 exons. Bases 111 to 3989 code for a protein of 1292 amino acids. NCBI's taxonomy places the organism in Eukaryota, Viridiplantae, Streptophyta, Magnoliopsida, Brassicales, Brassicaceae. Gene Ontology annotation, cellular component: membrane. The record is from RefSeq and is a predicted model, not a curated record. Gene Ontology annotation, biological process: monoatomic cation transport.
UCUACCUAUAUAUAAACAACUAGCGUAUCUACGUUCCAAUACCCUCUUUCACUCCAUCUCUAUAUCUUCUUCUUCGGCUCUUCUCUCUUUGCUACUAUCUCUCGUCCGAAAUGGCGUUACAGAACGAGGACAAUAAGAAAGAAGAAAACAAAAAGACAAAGAAGAAGUGGCAGAAGAGUUACUUCGAUGUGUUGGGAAUCUGUUGUCCGUCGGAGGUUCCUAUUAUCGAGAAUAUUCUCAAGUCUCUCGACGGCAUUAAAGAAUAUUCCGUUAUCGUUCCGACUAGAACGGUGAUCGUAGUCCACGACAGCCUCCUCAUCUCUCCAUCCCAAAUUGCUAAGGCACUGAACCAAGCUAGGUUAGAAGCAAACGUGAAAGUAGACGGUAAAACCAGCUUCAAGAACAAAUGGCCAAGCCCUUUCGCGUUGAUUUCCGGCAUACUCCUCCUCCUCUCCUUCUUGAAAUUUGUGUACUCGCCUUUUCGAUGGGUCGCUGUCGCAGCCGUGGCCGCCGGUAUUUAUCCGAUUCUUGCCAAAGCCGUUGCUUCUAUAGGAAGAUGCAGGGUCGACAUCAACAUCCUGAUCAUUAUAACUGUGGCUGCAACACUUGCAAUGCAAGAUUUCAUGGAGGCAGCAGCAGUUGUCUUCUUAUUCACCAUAGCUGAGUGGCUUGAAACAAGAGCUAGCUACAAGGCGAACGCGGUAAUGCAGUCUCUAAUGAGCUUAGCUCCACAGAAGGCAAUAAUAGCAGAGACUGGAGAAGAAGUUGAAGUAGAUGAUGUUAAGGUUAACACAAUUGUAGCAGUUAAAGCUGGUGAAACCAUACCAAUUGAUGGAACUGUGGUUGAUGGAAACUGUGAAGUAGAUGAGAAAACCUUAACAGGGGAAGCAUUCCCUGUGCCUAAACAGAAAGACUCUACGGUUUGGGCUGGAACCAUCAACCUAAAUGGUUAUAUAAGUGUGAAAACAAUUGCUUUAGCCAGUGAUUGUGUGGUUACCAAGAUGGCUAAGCUUGUAGAAGAAGCUCAGAGCAGUAAAACCAAAUCUCAGAGGCUAAUAGACAAAUGUUCUCAGUACUAUACACCAGCAAUCAUCUUCAUAUCAGGUUGUAUAGCGGCUGUCCCGGCCAUAAUGAAAGUUCACAACCUAAACCAUUGGUUCCACUUAGCACUAGUUGUGUUAGUCAGUGCUUGUCCAUGUGGUCUUAUCCUCUCUACACCAGUUGCUACUUUCUGUGCACUUACUAAAGCAGCAACUUCAGGGCUUCUGAUCAAAAGUGCUGAUUAUCUUGACACUCUCUCAAAGAUCAAGAUCACUGCCUUCGACAAAACCGGGACUAUUACCAGAGGAGAGUUCAUUGUUGUUGAUUUCAAGUCACUCCAUAGAGACAUAAGCCUACGCACUUUGCUUUACUGGGUAUCAAGUGUUGAAAGCAAGUCAAGUCAUCCAAUGGCAGCAACAAUUGUGGACUAUGCAAAAUCUGUUGAUGUUGAGCCUAGAACUGAAGAAGUUGAGGACUAUCAGCUCUUUCCAGGUGAAGGAAUCUAUGGUAAGAUUGAUGGUAAUGAUAUCUACAUAGGGAACAAAAGGAUUGCUUCUAGAGCUAAGUGUUCAACAGUUCCAGAGAUUGAAGUUGAUACCAAAGGAGGAAAGACUAUUGGAUACAUCUAUGUUGGUGAAAGACUAGCUGGAGUUUUCAAUCUCUCUGAUGCAUGUAGAUCAGGUGUUAUUCAAGCAAUGAAGGAACUAAAAGAUCUUGGAAUCAAAACCGCAAUGCUAACUGGAGAUAAUCAAGAUGCAGCUAUGCAUGCUCAAGAACAGCUAGGGAAUGCUCUGGAUGUUGUACAUGGAGAACUACUUCCAGAAGACAAAUCAAGAAUCAUACAAGAGUUCAAGAAAGAAGGACCAACUGCAAUGGUAGGAGACGGUGUGAAUGAUGCACCAGCCUUAGCCACAGCUGAUAUUGGUAUCUCCAUGGGGAUCUCUGGCUCUGCGCUUGCAACACAGACUGGUGAUAUCAUUCUAAUGUCAAAUGAUAUCCGAAGGAUACCACAGGCCAUAAAGAUAGCGAGAAGAGCUCGGCGCAAAGUUGUCCAAAACGUGUUCAUAUCCAUCAUUUUCAAAGUAGGAAUACUGAUUUUGGCAAUUUGUGGUCAUCCUUUGAUUUGGGCUGCGGUGCUGGUUGAUGUAGGGACUUGUCUGCUGGUGAUUCUCAACAGUAUGUUGUUGCUGCGAGAGAAGGACAAGAGCAAGAACAAGAAGUGUUACAGGUCUUCUGUGUUGAAUGGUACGAAACUUGAAGGAGAGGCGGAUGAAGAGGUAGACUUGGAAGCAGGCUUGUUAUCAAAGAGUCAAUGCAACUCAGGAUGUUGUGGUGAUAAGAAAGCUCAAGAUAAGGUGGUGAUGAAGAAACCAAGUAGUAAGUCCAGUUCAGGCCAUGAUCACGCUGGUGGUUGCUGUGGUGAUAAGAAGACUCAAGAGAAGGUGAUGAUGGUGAAACCAAGUAGUAAGUCCAGUUCAGGCCAUGGUCACGCUGGUGGUUGCUGUGGUGAUAAGAAGACUCAAGAGAAGGUGGUGAUGGUGAAACCAAGUAGUAAGUCCAGUUCAGGCCAUGGUCACGCUGGUGGUUGCUGUGGUGAUAAGAAGACUCAAGAGAAGGUGGUGAUGGUGAAACCAAGUAGUAAGUCCAGUUCUGGCCAUGAUCAAUCUGGUGGUUGCUGUGGUGAUAAGAAGACUCAAGAGAAGGUGGUGAUGGUGAAACCAAGUAGUAAGUCCAGUUCUGACCAUGGUCACUCUGGUGGUUGUUGUGGUGAUAAGAAGCAAGAGAAUGUAAAGGUGGUUGUGAAAGAUAGCUGUUGCGCUGAGAAGACUAAUAAACCAGUUGGAGAUAUGGCUUCAUCGAGCUCAUGCAAGAAGUCUACUCAUGUCAACCACGACAUGAAACUGAAAGGUGGAUCAGGUUGUUGUACUAAGGAUAAAGAGAAAGCAGAGAAGAAUGUAGACAUGCAGAUUCUUGGGGAUGAGUUAUUUGAUUUGGAGAAAGGUCUGCAGAAGAAGGCUGGUGAAACUUGCAAGACAAGCUGUUGUGGAACUAAAGAGAAGGCUAAGGAAACGUCUUCUCUGGAGAAGGAUGUGCUGAUUAAGGAGACAGUGAAACAAACCGAGGAGAUAACUCUGGCUUCUGAGGAAGAGACAGGUAGUCUUGAUUGCUGGUUGGAUAGCUGCGACAACAAGACCACAGUGAAGCAAAGCUGCCAUGAGGAGACAAGUCUAGACAUUGAAGCUGGUGUAAGUUGUGAUCUCAAGCUGGCUUGUUGUGGUAGCAUAGAAGGAGGAGAAGUGAAAGAGAAACUUGAUCUUGAGAUAAAGAGUGAAGGACAAUGUAAGUCUGUUUGUUGUGGUGAUGAAAAGCAAACCGGAGAGAUAACUCUGGCAUGUGAGGAAGAGACAGACGGUUCUAAUUUCUCCUCAGGAUGUUGCGGAAACAAGGAGAAAGUGGAACAAAUCUGCCAUCAGAAGGAUUGUCUGGAGACUGAUCUCAAGUUGGUUUGUUGUGGAGACACAGAAGGAGAAGUGAGAGAGGCAUUUGAUCUUGAGAAGGGCAAAGGAGAAUGCUGUGGCAAAGAAGUAACACAAAUCUGUAGUGAGAAGCCUGUUAGCAAAUCCCCUUGCUGUGGAACUGGUUUGAAGCAAGAAGGGUCGUCUAGUUCGGUGAAUGUGGUGGAGAGUGGUAGCAAAGAGCGAGAGAUGGUGAAGGUUUCUAGCCAAAGCUGUUGCACGAGUCCUAAUGAUCUGGUGUUGCAAGUGAAGAAGGUAGAGAGUUGUUGCAAAGUGAAGACUCCAGAGGCUUGUGGAUCUAAAUGUAAGGUAAAAGAUAAGCGUCACAUUGGUAAAAGCUGUUGCAGGAGUUAUGCCAAGGCAUAUUGUACUCACAGGCAUCAUCACCACCACCACGGCCACCACCAUCACCACCAUGUGGGGGCUGCUUGAUGGAGACUGUGAUUGAAUAGCUUUGAAUCUCAGACGCAUCCAUCUAUUCACGUAACCUUUCCUCUUCAACUAGUGUGGUCGAAAAAAUAAAAACAUGUUUUUAUUGUUUUCAGCAAGGACUAGAUUUAGCAACUGUGAUUCAUGAGGAAAAUUCUAGGGAUCCUUGUGUCUUUUUAUGUUUUGAGAUAAUAAUCCUAAAGUACUUCUAUCUUCUAA